UAUAUGGCUAAAAGGAAGUAUUCUUAAAACGAUCUUCUAACGGUUUUUUAUCAACCUUUGUAUAUUUUUUAUUUGUGAAUUUCUUUAUAUUAAGGAACAGCGAAAGAAAUAUUGUAGCACACUGAGACAGCAAAAAUACACGUGAGAAAUCAUGGAAAGGAGAAUUCCAGCGAAAUCGAUUGGACAAAAACGAAAGGGAUCUAGUAUAGAGACUGAGAUAAUGCCAAGAAAAAACGCCAGAAUUCCAGCCCAGAUUAAUCAAAGGGAAAGAUAUAAAACCCUCAAAGAUACAUCUGAGAAAGGUAGGAAACGCAAUAUUGGUUCUAGUAAUCCUGGAAUGUCAACGUCUCUACCUAGGGGACAUGCAACAGUAAAUGUAGACGAACAGGAAUCAGACGAAACAUUUUCUGAUGAAUCCGAUAGUUCAGUAUAUACUGGCAGGAAUUUAGAAAACGAUUCUGAUGAUCAAAGCAGUGAACAUUCAGACGAUUCUGACAAUGAAAGCAGCGAACAAAGUAAUGAACUUUCCGAUUCUUCAAUACAGUUUGUGGAGGAAGCAGACGAAACUGAUUCUGAUGAUGAAAAUAGCAAUGAAAAUUCCGAUUCUUCAGUACAGUCUUCCGAUUAUGAAAGAGACGUAGAACGGAAGUCAGAUGAAUAUGUUUACCGACUUCUCCGAAUUGGCGAAAUCUAUCAAGAUGGACUGUUUCCGAAAAAUAACCUCUCCAGAAUAACUAUUCAACAACAUGUAGAACAUGGAAGCAAAGGACAAGAAUCAAAGUUUGUAUCUUGCUGUAAAUCACUUUCUGGUAUAGAAAGGCUGGGAAAAUAUACCAAUAUGCCGAAUUAUGUAAAAGACGUGGUAAGGAUCAAUAUCAGCAAAUUGAACAAAACAGCCAAAGUCAUUGAUCUGACAAAGGGGGAAAUACGAACACAGUACAUUGAUCCGUGGUCAACCGCCUGGGGAUAUGCGGAGAGAUUUCAAGAAGUCAUUAUAGAACCAACGUCCCAUGUUAAGCCAGAAUUUGUAGAGAAAAUUGGUGAAAUUCAUCACGGAUAUUUUCAUCCAAUAUAGGCUGUUUGGGAAAAACAUUAUCAGCUUCAGUUAUUUCUUGCAGUUUAUUAGUUUAAGUUUUUUUAUUAUUCGAUCAUAACAGUAGCUCAAAAAUGAAGAAGAGGAAGAGAAUUAUUUAGAUGCAAGGGGGUAUAUGCCCUAUAAAAUAUAGCAUAUACCUAACAUUUACAUGUACAUGACAUUGUACAGA
Saccostrea cuccullata (small rock oyster) is the source of this 1265-nucleotide messenger RNA. RefSeq lists its product as uncharacterized. The record is from RefSeq and is a predicted model, not a curated record. The transcript is spliced from 3 exons. Lineage: Eukaryota; Metazoa; Mollusca; Bivalvia; Ostreida; Ostreidae. The coding region runs from base 152 to 1075 and encodes 307 amino acids.